UGCCAAAUCCAGGGCUCGUUGCUGCAGUGCUGUUCUGUGCUUGUUCACUGAGUCGGAUCCGAUCUAAAGAAAAUGGAAGAGUAUCCGGAAGAGUUACGCACUCCGCCGGUGACACUGGUGUCCAUGGUGGGUUGCCCCGACCUCCACCCUCUCAUUUCCACCUUUCUCCUCUCACAACAACCGCCCAUCAACACCCUCGCCCUCCCCGAUCUCUCCAAAAUCCACCUCUUCCACAAGAAGAACGACCCCGACGCCGCCGCCGCCAUGCCACCACCCUCCUCACCCUUCGGCAUCUUGAAACGCGAUUGGUUCCUCAAACACCGCACCAAGAUCCCCGCCGUCCUCGCCGCUCUCUUCCCCUCUCACCUCCUCCUCGCUGACCCCGCUCAAUGGCUCCAACUCUGCUCCGAUCUCGAUUCCAUCAAGUCUGUGAUUCGUGGCAGGAACAUCAAGCUAGUUGUUGUUGUCGUCCACACCAAUCCACAGGAUGAGAUCAGUGAAGAUAAAAUGAUUGCGUUACGAAAGCGAGCUGAAUUAGAAGCUAAGUAUGUGGUUGUGUUGAAUCCCAAUGACGAUUCUGAGCUUCAACUCUCUCUCAACAGGCUUGCGAAUACGUUUUCGGAGUUAGCUGGUGCGUAUUACAGAGAAGAAGGAAGGAGGGUUAAACAGCGGAUUGAGAAGAAGAAUGUCAGCUCGGUUGAAUUGAUUGUUCGCUACUGCUUCAAAGUUGCUGUAUAUGCAGAAUUUCGAUGUGACUGGGCUGAAGCGUUGAAAUUUUAUGAGGAGGCCUAUCACACACUGCGAGAGAUAGUUGGAGUGACAACAAGGUUACCCCCAGUGCAACGCUUAGUUGAGAUAAAAUCUAUUUCAGAGCAAUUGCAUUUCAAGAUAUCAACAUUGUUACUGCAUAGUGGAAAGGUUACAGAAGCAGUGACGUGGUUCCGCCAACACAAGAAUACAUAUAAAAGGCUUGUUGGUGCUCCCGAAGCAACAUUUCUUCACUUGGAGUGGAUGAGUAGACAGUUCUUGGUAUUUGGUGAGUUGUUGGAGACAAGUUCAAAAACCACUCAAAGCCUUUUGCCUGUUAUUCUAGCCUCUUCAUCCAAACCUCUGACUGAGUGGGAGUAUUAUCCUGCUUAUUACUACCAAUUAGCUGCACAGUACAUGAGUGAGAAGAGGUCAGCUCUAGAACUUACAAUCGUUAUGUCAGUAACUUCCAACGAAAUUGAUAGCAUUGCUGAUUCAGUAGUUCCUUCUGCAUAUGUGGGUCAGUUUGCUCAGUUACUUGAGCAAGGAGAUAUGCUACCUCUCACUGAUGAAGUGUACACCCGAUAUGCUGUUUCUGAAGGAAAAAGGUUCCGGGAUUCACUUGAAAUCAUUGCUCUUCUUAAAAAAGCAUAUGAAUCGUACAGUAGCUUUAAAAGUCAGAGGAUGAGCUCUUUUUGCGGGUUCCAAAUGGCCAAAGAAUAUUUUGCUGAAGGUGAUAUUGGUAAUGCCAAGCAGAUUUUUGAUAAUAUUGCUAGCCUAUACAGAAAAGAGGGAUGGGUAACUUUGUUAUGGGAUGUCCUGGGUUACUUGCGAGAGUGCUCGCGGAAAAAUGGUACUAUUAAAGAUUUUAUUGAGUAUUCCCUUGAAAUGGCUGCACUCCCGAUAUUAUUUGAUACUGGUGUCCAGAGAGACAGUGGUCCAGCUGGUCCUGCAAAUCCACAGCAAAGAGAAAAUGUACACAACGAAGCUUUUCAGCUUGUCAGUAAAGCUCCUGAGUUGGCAACAAAUGAACACUCUAGUAAUUUCAAGUUCACUGGAGAUGAAUCACUUCAGCUUGAGGUUGAUCUUGUCAGUCCUCUAAGGCUGGUGAUGCUUGCAUCUGUUGCUUUCCAUGAACAGACAAUCAAGCCUGGGGCAUCGACUUUGAUUACAGUGUCACUUCUUUCCCACUUACCCCUUACAGUAGAGAUUGAACGAUUAGAAAUCCAGUUCAACCAGUCUCACUGUAAUUUCUUCAUUGCAAGUGCCCAAAAACCUCGAUCAGUAGAAGUUAGUGGUAUUCAGCAGCACCGGACGGAGACAGCACCUUCCCUUUCACUUGAACCAAACAAAUGGCUAAGGUUAACCUAUGACAUCCAGUCUGGUCAAAGUGGAAAACUCGAAUGCCUAUCUGUUAUUGCAAAAAUUGGAUCACACUUCACAAUCUGCUGCAGAGCUGAAAGCCCUGCAUCAUUGGAUAGUUUACCUCUCAGGACAUUGGAGGACUGCAUACAAACUGUUCCAAUGAAAGAUCCAAUUCUUGUGUUCUCUGGUCAGAAGUAUACCCAAGUUGAAGAACCAGACCCGCAGGUUGAUCUGUUUCUUGAUGCCUCUGGUCCUGCAUUGGUGGGUGAGAUUUUCUUGGUACCUGUAACGUUGGUCUCCAAAGGCCAUGAUGUCUGCUCUGGUGAGUUGAAGAUUAAUCUUGUGGAUGUGAAGGGAGGAGGCUUGUUUAGUCCGAGGGACUCCGAGCCAUACUCUACGGAUAGUCAUCAUGUCCAGCUGCUGGGUAUAUCUGGACCAGAAGGGCAAGAUGAUUCUCAGUUAGAUCCUGACAAUAUAAAGAAAAUACAACAAUCGUUUGGAUUAAUUUCAGUUCCCUUUCUUAAAAAUGGAGACUCUUGGUUGUGCAAAUUAGAAAUCAAGUGGCACCGACCAAAACCUAUUAUGCUCUAUGUAUCUUUGGGUUAUACUCCAUAUCGUGGUGAAUCAAAUUCACAGAUGGUCCAUGUCCACAGAAACUUGCAAAUUGAAGGGCACACUGCAAUUGUUCUUAACCAUCGUUAUUUGAUGCCAUUCAGACGAGAUCCAUUGUUACUUUCUGAGAACAAGCAAGCCUCCGAGUCUGAUCAGUCAGAGUCACUCCCCUUGAACCAAAAUACUGUGCUCAUCGUUAGUGCAAAGAACUGCACUGAGUUGCCAUUAAGGUUAAAGGCAAUUUCCAUAGAAGUAGAGGAUGAUGUUGAAAGGACAUGCUCUAUUCAACAUGGAAAUGAGGAGCUUUCAAACUCUGCACUACUUGUUCCUGGAGAAGAGUUCAAGAAGGUAUUCUCAGUCAGUUCCAAUAUGAACAUUUCAAAGCUCAAACCAACUGUGUGUUUGAGAUGGAGGAGGGACUUCGGGGUUGAAGAGCAGUCUGCUUCUACCCCAACAUUGUCUUGGGUUGUCACUACACAAAAGCUGCCAGAUAUGAAUGUGGAGUUACCGCCAUUAAUUGUGAGUUUAGAAUGCCCUCCUUAUGCCAUCCUGGGAGAUCCCUUCACAUACUAUAUUAGAAUCUUGAACCAGACACCGUUACUGCAAGAAGUCAAAUACUCACUGGGAGACUCACAAAGUUUUGUAUUAUGUGGGUAUCAUAAUGACACUGUGUAUGUUCUUCCCAAAUCUGAGCAGAUUCUCAGCUACAAACUUGUUCCACUUGCCUCCGGCAUGCAACAGUUACCCAAAUUUUCCAUGACUUCAGUGAGAUACUCAGCAGCGUAUCAGCCUUCUAUUUCUUCUAAUUCUGUUUUUGUUUUCCCUUCUAAGCCUCAUUUCAAGACUGCAGCCUUUAUGAACAGGGUGGAAUCAGUUGCUAUUGAAUAAAUGUUGUUCAUCAUCAUUUUUUCCCCUAAUCAUGUAAUCUCCCCCCCCCCCAUCUCUCUCCUGUGUUUGGGAGAGAGUCCAGACAUUAUAAUUUUGGAUUCUUUGUUACUAGCACCAUGGCCCGAUAUAGCAAGUUUAACACUUCAAGAUUAUGUUCUUUGAUAGGUAUACAUCAACACUAAAGCUUCGGCAUUUUAUGUGAUAUCUUACUCUAACCUAUGUUGCAUGUGAUGAUUUUGGUGUUUGAUUU
Lotus japonicus is the source of this 3862-nucleotide messenger RNA. RefSeq lists its product as uncharacterized. The record is from RefSeq and is a predicted model, not a curated record. The transcript has 9 exons. Bases 73 to 3612 code for a protein of 1179 amino acids. Lineage: Eukaryota; Viridiplantae; Streptophyta; Magnoliopsida; Fabales; Fabaceae.